AUGAUACUGCGUGACUAUCCAACAGACCCCAUCAAAACCCUUAUCAACUCUGGUGCUACCUCCAAUUUUAUAUCACCUUCUUUAGUAGAAAAAUUAAAAAUUCCAAAAACCCAGCUUGAAAAUCCACAAGUUGUGAGAAUGCUAGAUGGUACAAUAUCCCAAACUGGCAGCACCUUGGCUAUACUUGGUAUGACAUGGCUUACAAACAAAUCCCCUUUGAUCAAUUGGCAACAGGGUUUAAUCACUUUCCCUGAACAAGUUCAGAUUGCCUCCAAAGAAGAAGCCAAUUCAGACCCCCUUGCAAACCUCCCCACACAAUACCACAAAUUUGCAAAAGUGUUUGGGGAAGAGGAGUUCAAAAUGCCAAACUUACCCCUGGACCAAUAUGGCAUGACCAACGCAAAAUCCAAAGCGCUCAAGCAACAUAUUGACAAGGAGCUAGCCACGGGCAAAAUCCGCCCCAGCACCUCAUCCGCUGGCACCCCGGUCAUGUUUGUCAAAAAGGUGGAUGGAUCAUUAAGACUAGUUGUGGAUUAUAGGAAGCUGAAUGACGUCACCCACAAGAACGUCUAUCCUCUUCCCAGGCAGGAUGACCUUAUGGCCAAAUUACAGAAUGCCAAGCUGUUCACAAAGCUGGAUUUGCAAUGGGGCUACAACAAUGUGCGCAUCAAGGAAGGCAAUGAAUGGAAAACCGCCUUUAGGACCAAAUACGGCCUUUUUGAGUACUUAGUCAUGCCUUUUGGUCUUACCAAUGCCCCGGCGGCUUUUCAACACUUCAUGAACAACCUAUUCCAGGAUUUAAUUGACGUCACAGUGGUAAUUUACUUGGAUGAUAUCUUAAUUUUCUCAGAAGACCCCAAGAAACACCCAGAACAUGUGAGGGAAGUCCUCUUGCGGCUAAUGAAAAAUCAGCUGUUCUGCAAAUUAUCUGAGUGCCACUUCCACCUCACUACAGUCAAUUAUCUUGGCAUUGUCAUAUCCCCAGCAGGCUUCUCUAUGGAUCAGAAGAAGACCAAGGUGGUCACAUCAUGGCCCCAACCCAAAACGGUCAAACAGGUCCAGGCCUUUUUGGGUUUUGUCAAUUACCUUUGGCAAUUCAUCCCCAAUUUCAGUUCAGUAGCACGUCCCCUCCACAACCUCACCAAGAAGGAAACCCUAUGGUUGUGGGGCACGCCAGAAGAACAAGCAUUCCAGGAACUCAAGGCAUUGGUAACUAAGGCACCAGUCCUCAUCCACUCCAACCCAGAUCUCCCCUAUUACCUUGAAACAGAUGCAUCAGGGGUAGCAAUGGGGGCCAUACUCAGUCAAAGAGGAUCAGAUAACCGGUUACAUCCAAUUGCCUACAUGUCCAAAUCCUUCUCAGGCGCCAAGGCAAAUUAUGAUACCCACAACAAGGAACUCCUAGCCAUCAUCAAGGCCCUGGAGGAAUGGCAAAUAUUCUUAGAAGCAACAGACAAACCAAUCCAGGUUUUCACAGAUCACAGAAAUCUGGAAUAUUGGAUGCAAGCCAGAACCUUCAACCAGAGACACGCCAGAUGGCGCAUCUUCCUGAGCAAUUUCAAUUUCAAAAUCCAUUAUUGCCCAGGAAAGCAAUCAGGGAAACCAGAUGCCUUGUCAAGAAGAGCGGACUAUGUAGAAGCUACCCAGGAACCGGAAGUCAUGUUACCAGCCAAGGUAUUUGCCAACACAUCAGAAGCAGAACUUGAGAUAGUCACAGAUAUCCAAGCCAAGCUCAGGGAGGAUCCAUCACUUGAGUCCAUCAUCAAAUUCCUCACAGAAGACACAGAAGACGCCCCCAUGUCAAUCCAAAAAGCCUAUAAAGACUACAACUGGGAGUGUUAUGGAUAUGACAUUUCUUCUUUAAUCUGUACUUAUUUUAUUAAUUUCACUAGUAAUCCUACAGUAAACAAAUGA
This is a messenger RNA of Rhizoctonia solani, 1914 nucleotides long. RefSeq names its product Retrotransposable element Tf2 protein. The record is from RefSeq and is a predicted model, not a curated record. The transcript is spliced from 3 exons. Bases 1 to 1914 code for a protein of 637 amino acids. Lineage: Eukaryota; Fungi; Basidiomycota; Agaricomycetes; Cantharellales; Ceratobasidiaceae.